AUGGACAGAUCAUGGAUGUACCUUGCACCAAGAUCAAGUCAAACUUUUGUUAAUGGGGUGCAGACCUUCUUAAAUUUUGCAUUUGAGAGAGCAUGUGUGAAUGGGACGUUGAUAAAGUGUCCAUGUACAAGUUGUCUAAACAUGAAAUAUAAGAGUAGACAAACUGUUCUAGAUCACCUUAUAUGUUCAGGGUUCCGACCUGAAUACUGGAAAUGGGUAUAUCAUGGAGAAGGCACAACGGUUGCAUCAACAACCACAACCUAUGACGAGGAAGAGGAGAUAUUACGCCAUGAAAUGCAUGAAAUGUUGGAUGAUAUAUUUGAAACAGAAGGUGGAAUUGGAGUCGAGAUGCAUGAGACUGCUUCAAAUAAUAGUGAAGAGACGAAUACCAGAAGAAGCGAAUUUGAUGACCUUGUCAAGGAAGCUGAAGAAAAGGUGUACCAGAAUUGCAAAUACAACAAGUUAUCUUGUGUUGUGCGUUUGUACCAAUUAAAAUGUCUCAAUGGAUGGAGUAGCAAAUCUUUCACUAUGUUGUUAGAGUUUCUGAAGGAUUUGUUACCUAAAGGAAAUUUGUUACCUAAAACAACGCAUCAAGUGAAGAAAAUCAUGGCAAGCUUGGGAUUAAGAUAUGAAAAAAUCCAUACAUGUCGUAAUGGUUGCAUGUUGUUCUGGGAUGAUAAAGAGAAAGAUGAAGUUUGUUCUUUUUGUGGAUCUUCUAGAUGGAAAGUUCAUGAAGCUAGUCCAGAAGAUGAAGAGAGUCCUCCCAAGAAGAAGGCUUGUAAAAUAUUAAGAUGGUUUCCUUUAAAACCUAGACUUCAAAGAUUUUUUAUGUCAUCAAAGACGUCUAAUCUUAUGAACUGGCAUCAUAUUGACCGUGUGAAAGAUGGCAAAUUGCGGCAUCCAGCAGAUGCGUUAGUUUGGAAAGAUUUUGAUGAAAAGUUUUCCGAAUUUGCCAGUGAUCCCCGUAAUGUUCGUCUAGCUUAG
This is a messenger RNA of Helianthus annuus (common sunflower), 984 nucleotides long. RefSeq lists its product as uncharacterized. The transcript has a single exon. Bases 1 to 984 code for a protein of 327 amino acids. The record is from RefSeq and is a predicted model, not a curated record. NCBI's taxonomy places the organism in Eukaryota, Viridiplantae, Streptophyta, Magnoliopsida, Asterales, Asteraceae.